UUCAAUUCAUUUUCCCAUUGCGCUUUCUGGAACCACACCCCCAAUCUUCUACUUCACUGAGUGAACUCGGAAGCUCGCCGAUUCUCCAAUGGCGCUUGCUCACUACUCGGUCGCCGUUCCCAUCGAAGCCUCGAAGCAUCCGAAGACUUCGAUCCUGAAACCUUCUGAGUCUCACUCUUCACUCUUCUUCUCCUCCGUUUCCAAACCUCGAAGCGUUUCAAUCUGUUCCGGAACCGGACGUAAAGUCAAUCACUUUCAUGCUCCGUCGGCUCAGGCCGAGCCGCAGGAGUCUCCGGCCAGUUUGGCCGCGGAGGCCUUCACUCAGUUCAAGCAUGUGCUUUUGCCGAUCACCGAUCGCAAUCCCUAUCUCUCUGAAGGAACAAGACAGGCAAUAGCUACUGCUGCUGCUUUGGCAAACAAGUAUGGGGCUGACCUUACUGUUGUGGUUAUUGAUGAGAAGCAGAAGGAGUCGAUUCCCGAGCAUGAAACGCAACUUUCGACUAUCCGCUGGCAUCUCUCUGAAGGUGGAUUCCAAGAAUUUAAGCUGUUAGAGCGACUUGGGGAAGGGGUCAACAAGCCAACAGCCAUCAUCGGUGAGGUUGCUGAUGACCUGAAUCUGGAUUUAGUUGUCAUAAGCAUGGAAGCUAUUCAUUCCAAGCAUGUGGAUGCAAACCUGCUUGCUGAGUUCAUUCCUUGCCCUGUCAUACUUUUGCCAUUGUAAUUGUAAUCACUUCUUUCCUCUGUUUUCUCAUAUCAGUCAUAUGUAACUGUAACUCAAGGAAUGACUCUUUUAGUAAUGCCAGUUUCUUGCGGCGGGUUCUUUGA
This is a messenger RNA of Rosa rugosa (rugosa rose), 825 nucleotides long. RefSeq lists its product as uncharacterized. The transcript has 4 exons. The record is from RefSeq and is a predicted model, not a curated record. Bases 89 to 721 code for a protein of 210 amino acids. Lineage: Eukaryota; Viridiplantae; Streptophyta; Magnoliopsida; Rosales; Rosaceae.